AUGAUCAUAUUUCAACAAAAUAUUCAAAAUUGUUCUGUUUGUUUAGAAGAAAUUACAAAAAUUAGAAAUAUUACAGAUGAUCUUAAAUUUAAAAUUAAUAAUUGUUCUGAUAGAGAUUAUUAUAAUCAUCUUAUAUAUGAAAAUGACAAAUUAUGUUCUAAAUAUUAUAUGAAAAUUAUAAAUUCUUAUCAUCGACAAAAAUCUAUGAUUAAUGAAGAUAAUUUAAUAGAAAUUAGUAAAUCUACUACAGAUUUAAUGAAAAUUAGUAGUGAAUCUAAUAUUUCAACAAAUUUAAUGGAAAUUAAUGAAUCUAAUACUUCAACAAAUUUAAUGGAAAUUAAUAAUUUAAUAGAAAUUAGUGAAUCUAAUACUUUAACAAAUUUAAUGGAAAUUAAUAAUUUGAUGGAAACUUGUAAAUCUAAUACUUCAACUAAUUUAAUAGAAUUAAUUGAGAUUCAAAAAAAAGAAUUAAUUGAAAAUACUGAAAAUUUAAACAAAAUUAAUCAACAAUUUAAUAAUAUUGAAAUUAAUAUUACUAAUAAGAGAGUUUUAAUUGAUAAAGAAAACUUUGAUCAAUUAAUCAAAUUAAUUAUUCAAAAAAAUUUAAAAAUUGAAGCCUUAACUAAUCAAAAUAAUAAUAAUUUAACAACUAUUAAUAUAGAUAAUUCUGGAUUUUUUGAAGAAAUGAUGGAUGCAUUAAUUCCAACAAAAAGAUUGAUUAAAAAUAGAGAAAAAGCAAAAAAACAAGUAGUUGCAUAUUGUUAUCUUUUAGUUGGAAUAAGAAAUAAGUUUGCAAAUAAUUUUAAAUUAGAUCUUGCACUUUUUUUACAAUCUUCAGGAAUGUCUAAUUUAGGAAUUAAUAUUUUAUCAAAUAUUGGUCUUAGU
This is a messenger RNA of Cetraspora pellucida, 885 nucleotides long. NCBI's taxonomy places the organism in Eukaryota, Fungi, Glomeromycota, Glomeromycetes, Diversisporales, Gigasporaceae. The record is from the annotation of a GenBank genome assembly.